AUGCCUCGUGAUAACAUUCAGGGUAUUUUCCAAGCUCGUCAAGCAAUCCAGGAUGAUGUCGAGCAAAAUCAAUGCAGGACCGCCGACCUGUGUAUCGCUGUUCGUCGUCUUGCUCGCCGUGGAGGUGUGAAGGGUAUCGCUGGUCUCAUCUUUGAGGCGACGCGUGGCAUCAUUAGAAUAUUCAUUGAAAAGUGGGUCAUCUUGCUUGUCUUCCUCGUGUCUCUGACCAUUCACUCCAAGGUUAUUCACGUGUCAGUAACAUACACAGAGCGCGCUGAGUGGGAGAAUUGGGGAACACGUAUGACAUACGGAUACUCAUUGGCGUCAAGGUUGAAGACCCCUUCCAUUCGGUCUCAAGUCCCAAAUAUUUGA
Messenger RNA from Laccaria bicolor S238N-H82, 372 nucleotides. RefSeq lists its product as uncharacterized. The coding region runs from base 1 to 372 and encodes 123 amino acids. The record is from RefSeq and is a predicted model, not a curated record. NCBI's taxonomy places the organism in Eukaryota, Fungi, Basidiomycota, Agaricomycetes, Agaricales, Hydnangiaceae. The transcript has 2 exons. Gene Ontology annotation, molecular function: protein heterodimerization activity.